AUGACUUGUGCAGGGUGUGAAAUGGGCUUACAUAGAGCCCUUGCAAGCCUCCCAGAGGUUCGUCAUCUGCAGAUCAGCCUGAUUCUUGCUCGAGCAGCAUUCGAUCUUGAUACGAAUCGGAUGUCGGUGGACCAAGUCGUCGCAUACAUUGGGAGGGUCACCAAAUUCCGAUGCGAGAAGAUUACCAGCAGAGGCCAGAAAAUCGAAGUCAUCCAACCAAAAGGGUCCAAGUCGCUGACACAGCAAGCCAGGCCGAUUGGCAUUCUAGAGGUGAAGAGCAUGAAGGACGACAUUGUGCAGAUCGAGUACGACCCGGCUGUUCUCGGGGCUAGAACUCUGGUGGACACAGCCUUCGAUGUCCCUCUGCAACUCGCUCCCGUAAAGCCCGAGCAAUCCAAGGAAACAGGCAGCAAGCAGGUCCGCGAAGAUGGAUGGAUCACCUUAAUAUCCGCCCUGCUCACGAUCCCCGUGCUUGUCCUGGCAUGGGCACCAUUGCCAGACCAUCCAGUCAUUUACGGCUCCGUGUCUUUGGCCUUGGCGACAAUAAUCCAAGUCGGUAUUGCUGGGCGCUUCUACCCUCUCGCCUUCAAGAGCCUGGUCUUCUCCCGACUCGUUGAAGUGGAUUUGCUGAUAGUCCUCAGUACGAGCGCAGCCUACCUCUUUUCUGUUAUAGCAUUCGCCUAUCAAAUGAAAGGAGAACCUUUGAGCACGGGAGACUUUUUCGAGACGAGUACCUUGAUUGUUACCCUUAUCAUGCUUGGACGAUUUAUCAGUUCAUGGGCUCGCCAACGGGCUGCAGAGUCAAUUUCCUUGCGCACCUUGCAGGCGCCAACAGCUCUUCUGGUGGACAAUGAGUCACUCCUCGAAAGGGAGAUUGACGCUCGUCUGCUUCAAUAUGGCGAUGUGUUCAAGGUUAGUCCCGAAUCACGUAUUGUCACUGAUGGUACUGUGAUCCGAGGUAUUUCCGAGGUCGAUGAGUCUAUGGUGACUGGUGAAUCACGACCUGUGACCCGAAAACCAGGUUCUAGUGUCGUUGCCGGGUCGAUGAACGGUUCAGGCCUGCUGCAUAUCCGCCUCACCCGUCUGCCUGGUGACAACACGAUAAGCGCCAUUGCAGACAUGGUGGAUGAAGCGAAAAUGAGCAGGCCCAAAUCACAAGAGAUAGCCGACCGUGUCGCCGGGUACUUCGUCCCAGUGAUUGUGUGCAUCACCAUUAUCACCUUUUUGGGCUGGAUGGGUUAUGGAAUUGCAAGACGAGGCUAUUCUGCCUCCGAGGCAGCCGAACGUGCGAUCACCUACGCUAUCGCGGUGCUUAUAGUCUCUUGUCCUUGCGCCAUCGGGCUCUGUGUACCCAUGGUUAUUGUGAUCGCCGGUGGAGUGGCUGCAAAAUACGGGAUAAUAUUCAAGACAGGCCAGACCAUCGAGACGGCGAGAAAGACAAGUCAUGUCGUCUUUGAUAAGACCGGCACUCUCACACAAGGAGUGCUCACUGUGGUGGCUGAAGACUUCCCCUCAGGGGAAGAGAGAUUGAUCAAGCCGAUGAUCUUGGGACUGGUUGCAGAUGUCAAGCAUCCCGUCUCUGCUGCAGUGGCUCGAUACAUGCAGGGUCAGGGUGUCCUUCUGGCACCAGUGGGAGAGGUGAGGACCAUGGUUGGCAAAGGAGUUCAAGGCGUUUUUGAAGGCAGCAAGGUAGCAGCAGGGAACUGCCGCUGGCUUGGAUUGGAAGAUGACCCUACUGUUCAAGACUUUGCAUCAAGGGGACUUACGGUGCUCUGCGUUGUCCUCGAUACUCAAGUUCGUGCUGUGUUUGGGUUGGAAGACUCCAUCCGACCUGACAGUGGAAGGGUCGUCGAGGAGCUCCAACGACGCAACAUUUCAGUCUCGGUUGUCAGUGGUGACGAUGAUGGAGCUGUUCAGAGAGUGGCGUCCACGUUGAACAUCCCGCAAUCCCACGUCAGGUCGCGAUGUGCUCCACGGGACAAGGUGGAAUACCUCCGCGAUAUGAUGAAAGACAGGCAAGCCGUGGUCGUGUUUUGCGGCGACGGCACCAAUGAUGCACCGGCACUGGCUCAAGCUAACAUAGGCAUACAUGUCAAUGAGGGCAGCGAAAUCGCGCAAAGUGCAGCAGAUGCAGUUCUCAUGAGGCCUUCUCUGGCCGGAAUUUUGAGCCUGAUUGAUCUCUCCAGGGCGGCCAUGAGGAGGAUCAUCCUCAAUUUCUGCUGGUCCUUCACCUACAACUUGUUCGCCGUUCUUCUUGCGGCGGGCCUGUUCGUCAAAUGGAGGCUCCCACCUCAAUAUGCUGCGCUGGGAGAGGUGAUCAGCGUCCUACCUGUGAUUGGAAUUGCCCUUCUGUUGAGAUACAUCAAGCUGCAGAGUGUGGAGUGA
Messenger RNA from Capronia coronata CBS 617.96, 2385 nucleotides. Its product is annotated as Cu2+-exporting ATPase. The record is from RefSeq and is a predicted model, not a curated record. Gene Ontology annotation, cellular component: membrane. Lineage: Eukaryota; Fungi; Ascomycota; Eurotiomycetes; Chaetothyriales; Herpotrichiellaceae. The transcript has a single exon. The coding region runs from base 1 to 2385 and encodes 794 amino acids. Gene Ontology annotation, molecular function: ATP hydrolysis activity; metal ion binding; ATP binding. Gene Ontology annotation, biological process: monoatomic cation transport.